CAGGUGUGCUGGAGCUGGAUGUUUGAGUGCCCGCCGCGCCGGAUGAUCUGCUCCUCGGGGCUCUGCUGAAGGAGACAGCAGGCGUCGGUGCGGGCGGUGCUGGGACCCGAGCCCGAGGCCCCGAGCGCCCUGGACCCGUACGCUGAGCGACAGCAGCGGCUGCACAGGCGGCAGGAUGGCGACCGAGGAUGUCCUGGAGGUGCUGCGGGGACGGACGCGGACCGGCGACGCCCUGCCCGCGCCCAAGCAGGUCAAGGUCUUCAUCUCCUGCGACCGGGCCGAGUUCGCAGAGGAGCGCCGCAUGCUGCUGGAGCAGGUGGGGCCGGACUUGCAGACGCAGUAUGAUAACUCGGGCUUUGAGAUCGAGCUGGUCGACAUGCACUAUGGCUCGGCCGAGACCUGCGACCCGCUCCUCGACCCGCACAUGUUCGACGACCACCUCGAGGACAUCCGGGACAGCUUCCGCGUCAACCAGCUGUGCUUCUUCCUGGUGCUGGUGGGCGACGAGGCCCGUGCCGCGCCGCCACCCGUGCUCCUGGACGCGGCGCUGCACCGCGAGCUGCUGGCCGGCGCCGACCCGGAGUCCCGGACGCUGCUGCAGCGCUGGCUGGUGCCGGCCAAGGACGGCGCGGCCCGGCUGCGGGAGCCGGCGCGCGAGCCGCGCGAGCAGCAGCAGCAGUUCCAGCGCGUGCUCGCGGCGCUGCGGGACGGCGCGCGCCGCAUCGGGCCCGCCAGCCCCGCGGCCGCGCAGGCCGCCGUGCUGCUACAGUCCGGCCUCCACCGGCAGCUCAUGUUCGCCCUGAGCCUGGACCCGGACGCGAGGAAGGGCAUCAUGAGCAUCACGAGGCAGGGCCGACCCGGGCCGUCCGUGGAGCCGCUGAGCAGCGCGCUGGCCGAGCACCUGCCGCCCGAGAACAGGGGCUCCGUCAAGCCGCCGGCGUCUGGCAACUACGAGGACGAGGCGUACUCGGACAGCUUCCAGCUGCAGGCGCGGCUGGUCGUGGGCGGGGGCAUGCGACGGGCCAUCAGCGCGCGCGUCGAGCCCAGCGUCAAGAACAAGUCCGUCAUGGACAUCUACCAGGAGGCGCUGUGCCACCUCGCCCUCUGCCAACGGCUGGGGUCGGGCCAGGGCCCCGGCGACCAGCAGCGGCCCGCGCUCGACGGCGUCCUGGCCGAGGUGCGGACCCGCCUCCAGGCCCAGCACGCGUCCGCCGAGCGGCACCCGCCCCUGCUGCUCGUCGGCCAGCCCGGCACGGGCAAGUCCACGCUCCUCGCCACCAUCUACCGGGAGGCGGAGGCCUGGCUCGGUUGCCCCGUCAACAGGAUCGUGCGCAUUUGUGGUCAGUCCCUACUUCAUGUGUGUGAGCGUAUAUAUGUGCAUGGUGUGUUGUGUAACCGCGUGCCAUGCCGUGCACUCCAGAGCCGGCAGUGUAAUUAUUCCCUGUGAUGAAUAAAAGAGGGUUGCGGGGGCGGAGGUCGUAUCCUGCGAACGGGAAAAGGAGAACGGGAGAGAGAGCAGAGAAAGGUACUGAGGGAGCCAGAGCGAAAUUGGGGGUGGAAGGUCGGGUCGGUGGGCGGCGAGAGGGAGGUCGGGAUUCCGGUCAGGUUACAGGGGCUGCUCUGCCGGGGCCGCAAAAGUUAACGAGAAACAAUUUGCGGCUUUCAGUGUGCCUGAUCCAAAACAACGCGUAAUUAUCGCUUCGCGAAAUAACAGCAAACGUCAGGCGGAAAGGGAGGAAGGAGGGGGAGGGGGUGAUGGUAUCUGAUCCGUUACUUUUUAAUUGCGGCAACAUUUUCUGUCCGUUGUUGGACUGAAGUGGUGAUUGCUUUCGGCUCGUCGAUGCUCUGGCACGCCGCUCUCCCCCAGUGAUCCGCGCUGUCAUAUCCCUCCUCUGCUUAAUCAAAGGCUCUGCGUGUCAAAGAAUUCCCCUCGUUUUCCCUCCGCCUCUCGCGAUCCUUUCAUCUGAUCUGGAGAGGAUUGCCC
Molecule: messenger RNA, 1984 nt
Organism: Frankliniella occidentalis (western flower thrips)
Lineage: Eukaryota; Metazoa; Arthropoda; Insecta; Thysanoptera; Thripidae
Exons: 8
Coding region: 176-1447 (423 amino acids)
Source: RefSeq, a predicted model, not a curated record